Lottia gigantea (owl limpet) is the source of this 1413-nucleotide messenger RNA. RefSeq lists its product as hypothetical. Gene Ontology annotation, molecular function: protein binding; RNA polymerase II transcription regulatory region sequence-specific DNA binding. The record is from RefSeq and is a predicted model, not a curated record. Gene Ontology annotation, cellular component: nucleus. Lineage: Eukaryota; Metazoa; Mollusca; Gastropoda; Lottiidae. The transcript has 9 exons. Bases 1 to 1413 code for a protein of 470 amino acids. Gene Ontology annotation, biological process: regulation of transcription by RNA polymerase II.
AUGGAACAAAUAAGACCAAAUAUGUUUCCGUUUUUUCCAGGACAAGUUCCGCCGAAUUUUACAGGGUUUCCAAUGGAACGUCUUCGAUUCACCCCUCAACAACAAAUUGUGCCAUUCAAUUCACCGCCUGUUUUUCCUGGAGUUCCAAUGACGCACCAUCAGAUGCAGCAGAACAUGAUGAGCCCCAGGGUACCGCCCCUACCCCCACCGUUUCCUGGGUUCGGCUUCUCUCAAGAUGAAGUGGAUAUGAUACUGUAUGGAUAUACCAAGAGUAAAGCGGGGGAUCAGUGUUUAGGGCAUGCUCUUUCCGGUCUGAGAAUUGGCGACUUGACACACGGAAUGGAGAAGAUACUGUCUGGUUCACCCCAGACACCCAGCAGCACCACCAGUUCUAGCAGUAUUAAAUCCAGUCCUACAUCAAUUUGUGAAUCCUCUAGUCUCGAUCUACCAGAAGGCAUCGUGGUCCAUCAAACAGGAUUCGCUGGCACUCUCCAUCACGGGGUAUUCUGUGCCAAAACAGUCAUCUCUAAAGGAGUGAGGUACGGGCCAUUUAAAGGCAGGGUGGUGAACACGAGCGAAAUCAAAACCAACGACGAUAACUCUUUUAUGUGGGAGGUCUUCCAAGAAGGUAAACUAAGUCAUUUUAUAGAUGGACGAGGGAGUACGGGCAACUGGAUGUCGUGUGUGAAUUGUGCUCGGUAUGCCCAGGAACAAAACCUAAUAGCAGUUCAGCACGAGGGCGAGAUAUACUACGAAGUAUGUAAGGAUAUUCCCCAGGGUACGGAGUUACUCGUAUGGUACGGGGAUUGUUAUUUACAGUUUAUGGGGGUACCUGUUGCCUUGAAAGAAAUGGCGGAUGGCGGGGCUCAAGACGAGGCUGACACCAGUGAGGGAUUUAGCUGUGAGAGAUGUGGGAAAUGUUUUGCCUAUAAAUACUAUAGAGAUAAACAUCUAAAAUACACUCGCUGUGUAGAUCAGGGGGACAGAAAAUAUCCUUGUCAUCUCUGCAAUAGAUCGUUUGAGAAAAGAGACAGAUUAAGAAUCCAUAUAUUGCACGUGCAUGAAAAACACCGUCCACAUAAAUGCCUGGUUUGUGGUAAAAGUUUCAGCCAAUCGUCUAGUCUCAAUAAACACAUGCGGGUUCACAGUGGUGAACGACCGUAUAAAUGUGUGUAUUGUAAUAAAGCUUUCACAGCGUCCAGUAUUCUUAGGACUCAUAUAAGGCAGCAUUCUGGCGAGAAACCAUUCAAGUGUAAACAUUGUGGAAAAGCUUUUGCAUCACAUGCUGCUCACGAUAGUCAUGUGAGACGAACACAUGCCAAGGACAGACCCUGCACGUGCAAUAUAUGUGGUAAAUCCUUCACUCAACCGUUCGAACUUAAAUAUCACAUGGCAUCACACAUGCCACAGUAA